This is a messenger RNA of Suillus discolor, 2019 nucleotides long. RefSeq lists its product as uncharacterized. Lineage: Eukaryota; Fungi; Basidiomycota; Agaricomycetes; Boletales; Suillaceae. The coding region runs from base 1 to 2019 and encodes 672 amino acids. The record is from RefSeq and is a predicted model, not a curated record. The transcript has 6 exons.
AUGGACUCACUCCCUUCUUUUACCCCAUGGAAAGUCUCCAAGUUAGAGUUCAAAGGCUAUAAGACUGUCCAUCCCGUGGAGCUCAUUUGGCGUGAUGCACUGCAGGUCGUCCAGCAACUCUUUAGUGACCCAAUGUUUGCUAACCACAUGACCUUUAACCCCUACAUCGCCAACGUCAAAAAUCAGCACGAAUAUGGGGAUUACAUGAGUGCCAAUAUGGCAUGGAAAAUCCAGGACUAUCUCCCGUUGGGUGCAACUCAAGUCCCAAUUAUCUUGGGAUCGGAUAAAACUCCUGUGACGCGACUUGCCAGGGGAAUCGAGAUGCACCUGGUCUUCAUCACCAUCAGUAAUAUUGAUUCUGAGGUCCGUCCCAAGGCAACAUUACGAGCUUGGCGCUGCAUAGCCUACAUUCCCAUUGUAAAGUUCCGCAUUCAUCAAGAAUACCAGUCCAUUCUCCAGGCCAGACUAUGGCAUAAAUGCAUGGACCUCAUUUUUGCAAACCUCAAGGUCGCAGCAAACAACGGCUGUUUUAUGCCCGAUCCCUCCCACUACAUUCACCAUGUAUUCACGCCACUUGUCACUCAUAUGUGCAACCUGCCAGAGGCUACUAUGAUCGCUGCAGUCAGUAAAAACUCGUCCCCACUAACCAUGGCAAUACAAGCAGAUUUCAGUGAUGGAAUUCUCAACCCCCCUCAUACCGGGAACCACACAUUGGAACUCAUUGUGGGGAUAUCCCAAAAUUGGAUGAUCUGCAAAAAACUUAUGACAGGUGUGCAGCACCUCGCCAUCAUUGCGUCAAUUGCAGGGGCCGUUCCACACAGAUUCGUCCAUGCAAUCUGUUCACUCGUGGACUUCUUUUACCUCGCACAGAAUCCAGUUCACUCACCUCAAUCUCUUCAGUCAUUGGUGCAGGCGCUUUCAGAUCUCCACUCUUUCAAGGAUGCUAUCGUCCAGGCUGAGGCAAGGAAGGGGAAGAAGGGUAUCAAAGAAGAUUUUUUCAUCCUGAAACUUGAGCUUCUCCAAAGCUUUGAUGGUACAAUUAGGAAAUUGGGGACUUUGAUGCAGUUCUCUGCAGACGUGACAGAGCGGUUGCUCAUCACACAUUGUAAGAACCUUUUCCUGUGGACGUCCCGGCAAAUCAAGGAUUUUAUGGAGCAAUGUGUGCACAUUCUCAACCGCCAAGAGUCUAUGGAAAUUUUUGACCUGUACAUGCUAUUGACUUCUCGUGGGGCAUCACUGGUUAAUGCCAUACAUGCCGAAGAUGAAGAUGUCACUAUUGCCAAUCCUGCACUCUCCUGGUCAAUUCAUGGUCCCCGACCUGUCCGUAAUCACUUUCUCAAGGGUAUCCUCUCCGGAGAUGCACUCACCACUUUUCAACUCAAUGUCACGCCCGAUUACAAAUCGCUGUCACUGUUUGACAUACGCACGAAAUAUGCACUCCUGGACUUCAAUCGUGCGCUUGCUGACUUCAUUUGUCGUUCAUCCCUUGCCAGCGGUGAACAGUCCUGCUUGGACCCCAAAUCCGGAUGCUUCCAUGUAUGGCACAAGUUCAGAUUGCAGCUUCACUCAGCCUUCCAGCCACGCAUCAUCAUGCCGAGCCGAGUGGUGCAAGCAUACCCCCCAAGCGAUAAUUUUCCCUUGGGAAAUUGCAAUACUGUUCUCAUUGAUGCUAUGGCGAAUUACAUUGCACAAGUGCGACUCAUUUUUCAACCGACAAUCCGACGAGGUUCCAAGUUGGAACUGCCAUCUUACCUCUCUGACCCACUUCUCUACGUCCAAUUUUUCUGCUUCAUUUCUAGUCCUGAUGAUUGCCCUGAACUCGCAAUGUGGACUUUCGAGCGUGCGUACAUGCAGGAUGAAAAUGGUAACCGCCAUAGGGAGGGGGCUGUCAUACGAGUGACAGAUGCAGUGGCUAAUGGUAUGUCCUCUGCGACUUGCUUGGAAAGCUACGAGCAUUUCUUUUUGAAUAACUUCGCGGACAAGGAGAGUUAUCACACAUUCAGUACCGAGUUUGUGUAG